AUGCCGCCGAUCGAUUACAAGAAAGCAUAUAGUGUUCAAGAUGAACCUGUGCCUGUUUUGAUUCCGGAGGGGCAAUCUCUAACGAUGAAAGAACAGAUGGCUAGAAUGCUCAAGUUGCUUCAUCAGAAAAGGACGUAUCAGUUUUACACACAGGAGCUCAUUGACUGUAAGGAAACAUAACAACAAGAGAACCUUAAGUUACACGUAACAUUUUGGGAUGAGUAUGUUCUAACCAUGAUUUAUAUAGUGGAUAUUCAUAGCGAUAGAACAUUAAAGACUCCGACGCUCGGCAACCCUGUGGCUCCCAUGUUCCAAAGAGAAAAUUGGCUGACCCAGGAACGCCUCUCGGAGCUACGAGGAUUUCCAUCUUAUCCAAACCCCCGACAGGAGCUGUACAAUAUGACAGUCAAUUAUCCGUUGCCUUACGAGGGAAAGUGGGAAGCCAACAAUCCGGAUAUUUGGAAUGUUCUCAAACCCAGUCUAUAGCUCGCCACGAGGAUUUUAAUGAGCUCCGACA
Molecule: messenger RNA, 517 nt
Organism: Hymenoscyphus albidus
Lineage: Eukaryota; Fungi; Ascomycota; Leotiomycetes; Helotiales; Helotiaceae
Source: the annotation of a GenBank genome assembly